GUUUUCCUGUACAAAAGAGGCAAAGACUAAGAUUUAUUUUCCCAUAAUUCACAGAUUCUUUAAUUGUUUUUCUAAUUGAUCGGAGAAAUUAAAAUUAGGUUAAUUGAUGGCCGGAGAUUAUAGCCGAUGGUCGCCGGAGCCGCGGGAUUUCAAAGCUAUGUUGAAGAAAUUAUCACAUGAACAAAUUCUUCAAGUUUUGUCUGAAGGGCUAUGUUCUUACUGUGAAGAAGUUAUAGAGUCUCGUGUAAACAAUCUCAACCUUAUUCAAAGAAGGGUAGAUGAAAUGGCAUUAUCAAAUGUUAAUGUUGCAGAUAGUUCUGCGGAAUUCUUGCGGGGGAAUUCAUCUGAUGAUGUAAUUUCACCAAAGAGAAAGCUGAAUGCUGAUGCUGAUGCUUAUACACCCUCUCCACGAGUUGGCGACUCAACUAACUCAGGAAGGUCGAAACGAUUUGUUAGUGCCCCGUCUACACCAGCGAUCAACAAACAACCAGUGUCUGACCUUUCAAAUUUUGAGAUUAAACUAAAUGAUGGACCUAGUAGAUCAGUCGUAGGCGAUGAUUUAGUGGAGGAUCAGAAAGAGUUUAUUAGGUAUAGCCAAGUUGGCAGGCGAAAGGAUUUUGUUCAUUAUGAGAACGUUAAUGAAAAGCAAAUAAAUGUGCUUAAAGGGCUUGAGCUUCACACUAACGUUUUCAAUCCCGAUGAGCAAAAGGAGGUAGUCGAACUUGUUUACUCUCUUCAGAGAAUGGGACAAAAGCGACAACUUAGAGCGCGAACAUAUUCUGAACCAAGAAAGUGGAUGCGAGGAAAGGGCCGUGUCACCAUACAAUUUGGUUGUUGUUAUAAUUAUGCUGUGGACAAAAAUGGUAAUCCGCCAGGCAUUGUUAGAGAUGAAGAAGUGGAUCCACUGCCUCCUUUAUUCAAGAAAAUGAUUAAGAGAAUGGUUAGAUGGCAUGUUUUGCCAACGUCGUGUGUGCCUGAUAGUUGCAUCGUAAAUAUUUAUGACGAGGGUGAUUGCAUUCCUCCUCAUAUUGACCAUCACGACUUUGUUCGACCUUUCUGCACAGUAUCUUUGUUGGCAGAAUGUAAGAUACUCUUUGGCACAACCUUAAAGAUUAUUAAUCCUGGAGAGUUCUCUGGUCCUUUCUCCUUACCUCUUCCUCUCGGGUCAGUGCUCAUUUUCAAUGGUAAUGGAGCUGAUGUUGCUAAACAUUGUGUGCCUAGUGUUCCAGCUAAAAGAAUUUCCAUUACUUUCCGUAAGAUGGAUGUCAGCAAAUUACCAUAUCGGUAUACUCCUGAUCCAGAGCUUGUAGGAAUCGAGCGUCUUGUUCCUCCUCCAUCAUCAGACAGCUCAAGAAAUCGUCACCAUGGUAAUAAUGACAAGCUUCCGAAAAGUGAAAAUAAGGUGUUUUCCAAUGAAGAUGAGUUCCCUCCUCUGGGAAAGUCGAUUUCUUCUAGCCGUAGAACUCGCAGAUAAUUUGUGUAACUUAUGGUUAAAUUAUGUUGUGCG
Molecule: messenger RNA, 1507 nt
Organism: Solanum verrucosum
Lineage: Eukaryota; Viridiplantae; Streptophyta; Magnoliopsida; Solanales; Solanaceae
Product: RNA demethylase ALKBH9B-like
Exons: 6
Coding region: 107-1474 (455 amino acids)
Biological process (GO): mRNA catabolic process
Molecular function (GO): demethylase activity; mRNA binding
Source: RefSeq, a predicted model, not a curated record